Molecule: messenger RNA, 2301 nt
Organism: Choloepus didactylus (southern two-toed sloth)
Lineage: Eukaryota; Metazoa; Chordata; Mammalia; Pilosa; Megalonychidae
Gene: TCTA
Product: T cell leukemia translocation altered
Exons: 3
Coding region: 693-1013 (106 amino acids)
Source: RefSeq, a predicted model, not a curated record
ACUGCGGGGCGGCGGUCGGCCGGCCGGAAGGGUGCCGGGCGGGCCCGGGGCGCCGCGGCUCCGGGAGGGGGACCCUCCUGGCUCACCUCAGGCGGCGACUCCAAGUCCGGCCUCUUCGCGUCGAGGACGCCGCUCCGCAAGUCGCGAGUUUGGAGGCACUGGCGGGUAUCGGAGGAGACCGCGGCGGACUAACGAGAGAACCGACGGAUCACCACGGGCGGCGGGCGGGGAGCGCAAGCCAGCGAGGGCAGGCGGUGGCGGGAGGGCGGGGAGCGACGUGCGCGUCCCCGAGAGUCCAGCGGGCUCGAGCCGGCCUCAUUCGCGGCCCCGUGCACACGCGCGCACUCACAGCUCAGCCGCGAUUGCUCAGGAGCGCGUCCACGCCCUAACAGCAAAGCGCUUAUCCAAUCAUUGCCACCGCGCGGGGCAUCACGGGAGCUCCGGGACUAUAAAAGACCUGGUUGCUAUUUUAUACUCCUCGGGUCACUCAUCCGUAAAGCAAGCAGGGUGGGGCUAGGUGCGCGUGCGCGGUUUUAAUACUCCUCCCCAAACUGCCAACUCUUCGCGCAAGUGAGGUAGGCCUUCCCGGCCUGGGCGUACGCGUGCGCACUAACGGGCCUGACCCUGGAAGACCAGGCGCCUGCGCGGUGAGGACUACGGUGACAGGCCCUGAGGUGGGGUGCGGGCCGGUCAUGGCGGAGCCCUGGUCUGGGCAGUCAUUGCAGGCUCUACCGACCACGGUGCUAAGCGCCCUGGGCGCCCUGAGCAACGAGUUCCUGCGGGAGUGGGAGGCGCAGGACAUGCGUGUGACCCUCUUCAAGCUCCUGCUGCUGUGGUUGGUGUUAAGUCUCCUGGGCAUCCAGCUGGCGUGGGGGUUCUACGGGAGCACGGUGACCGGGCUGUAUCACCGCCCAGGUCUGGGCAGCCAGAACGGAUCCACACCUGAUGGCUCCACGCAUUUCCCAUCGUGGGAAACAUCAGCAAAUGAACCUCUCAAAACUCACAGAGAAUAAGGGAAGGCAGCAGAGGGGUCUCCAGGGGCGCAUUCCAACACUGGAUUCUGCUACUGCCCAGACUCCAGGAUGACAAGGGUAUCAAGGUUGGGGGCUGGGAGGACCCCAGUGCUUACAGGGCUGGGCCUCUGCUGUCCGAGGCCUUGCCUUCAUCAGCCCCAGGCACUGGGUGAAGUUUGUCUCCACCUCUCUCAAGGGUGGAGAAACUAACACCUGUCUUCUGUCCUGGCUUUCUGCUUUCCCUCUUCCCAUUCCCCUGGGGUAUAACCCCAUACAGAUUUGUCUCCCUGAGAGGAAGUUUGAGACUUCCCAGCUCUGGAAUUUAUAAGGGAAGUCUAUUCUUCCUCAAGCCCUGGGUUUCUUGGUAUCUCUGAUUUUUGCUUUGUUGGCAAGGAAUCAGGUACCUGCCUGAUUCUGGUCUGGGUCAGACCUUACCCUUUGUGAUUUUAACUGACCAUUCAGAUAUAAGGCCUGAUGGUAGGGGCAGCUGGCACCAUCCACAAAUGGAGGCACUAAACAUCCACCUUCCUGGCCCAUCUGGUGUGAACCAGACAAAGGAAAUUGCCAUUUCCCAAGUGUACUACUCAUCUUCCUCUCAACCCAUCUCGGAGGAAGCUGGGUUCUUGAAAGGAGCAGCCCACUGGCCAAGCCCUUGGGGUGGCCUUCCACCUCCACCACUGAAUACACAUGGGAUCCUGGGUUGGCAUCCUGCCCUCACUGGGAGGUACUGAGCAGUUAGUGUAGAAUGGUCUCAUCACUUCCCACCUUGACCUGGAACAGGGGCCUCAUCCAAGAACCCACAGGCAUAGCUCCCCACCACCAGCACCAUCUCAGCAUCCAGAAGCCCUCAAUGGGAAGUCACAGACCAAGCAGGACUACCAUCGCCACAAUGGGCCAGGGAAGCUUCCAAAGACAUAGGUGGCAAACAGUCACAGAAACACCAGUUCCCGAAAGCAGUAUGGCUCUGGACCUGCUUCCUGCUCUGACUUUGGCCACACUGCUGCCUGCCUCUGCUGGGCCACUGGCUACCUCAGUGUCCUGCUGCCUGCUUCUUCUGUCUGAUGUCACAUUUCCAUUUGGUACCCUUUGCCUGAGCUGUCUUUGCAGCAGAGGUGCACUGGAAAUAGAGCUACACUAAGCUCAUGUACACAUACCCACCCCAGAGAUAUCUUCUGAACAGCAGGAUGAUGGUCUUGUCAGGUUCACUCACCACCCCCCUACACACAAUCAGGCCUCACUUCUCCCCCAGGCUCAACUGAGGAUGGAGCUUAUUAAACACAGAAGUUCA